AGGCUGGGCCACAAUUCGGAGCUUCAAUGGUAAAAGUUUAGUUCCCAUUAGCGCCUUAAGAGGACUAGUGUUUAGGAAAGAUUCAAGUUCAGUCAUACUUCGCAAGAACCGACUACCCAGAAGUUAAGCAAAGCGAGAUGUCGAACACGAGGAGAUUGUUCGAGCAACUGAGUUUUGCGAUAUUUCUUCUGUGUUGCUCAGUGUCCACAUAUGGGAAGCCGGUGGAUGAAAUCUCCAUUAUAAAGAAGAGGUCUGUCUCGGAGCACCAGUUCAUGCAUGACAAGAGCAGGGCUAUCCAGGAGCUACAGAGGCGGAUCUGGCUGCACAAUGUAAUGGGCGAGCUGCACACAGCAGAGGGCCGGCGGAUGACUCAGUCACAGCCGUCUCGCAACCCCAAACACCCGGCGACGUGGCCGGAUUCGCCGGACCUGGCCGUGCUCCUCAUCAAGCUGGAAGCCAACAACAACAGCAACAACGAGGGCACCAAGACUCCGCUGGAACAGGUACAAGAAACCAACAAGCCUGGUCCUUUCAAAUACCAGAACGCAAAAAAGAAUGGCAAGAGGAAGAAGCAAGGGAAAAACAACAAGCGCAAAGCGCACAGAGGUCGGGAGGAGAAGGGCAGCAGGCAUGCACGCUCCGCGGGCUCCGAAGUCGGGGAUCUCGGCAGCGGGUUCGACUCUGAGCCGCUCCCCACUGCCGCCUAUGGACGGUUGUGGCACUGA
Molecule: messenger RNA, 725 nt
Organism: Carcharodon carcharias (great white shark)
Lineage: Eukaryota; Metazoa; Chordata; Chondrichthyes; Lamniformes; Lamnidae
Product: parathyroid hormone-related protein-like
Exons: 4
Coding region: 138-725 (195 amino acids)
Biological process (GO): osteoblast development; regulation of chondrocyte differentiation; adenylate cyclase-activating G protein-coupled receptor signaling pathway
Cellular component (GO): extracellular region
Molecular function (GO): peptide hormone receptor binding; hormone activity
Source: RefSeq, a predicted model, not a curated record